CACAUGACGCGGGGGGUCACGUGGGUGGGUUUGAAGUUUUGUCGACAAGUGAGAGUUCGGCGAUGGAGCUGCCGGUGGUCAGUCUGAAGAUGAUCAUCAUCGUGCACUGGCUCCUGACAACCUGGGGCUGUCUGUGUUCCUGGCUCCCACAACCCUACAUCUGGAGUAAUUACGCUAUACUGGCCAUUGGGGUUUGGGCCAUUGCCCAGAGAGAUUCUGUUGACGCUGUUGUAAUGUAUUUAGUUGGUAUGGUGAUAACGAUCCUCAUGGACAUCAUCCACAUUGCGAUCAGCUACGACCAUUUCCCGGGCGGACAAAGAUACGUUGCCUUGAGGGACCAGUUCCGCUUCAGUGUUGGCAUGGCAAUUUUAAGCCUCAUUCUGAAACCGGUUUCUUGUCUCUUUGUGUAUCAAAUGUACAAGGAACGAGGGGGAGAUUACAACCUAAACUUUGGUUUUCCAGGUUUAACUGGUGGUCGGGAUCGAACUUCAUACCAAACUAUCGAUGGGCAGGAGCCUCACCACCAACCUGCUGUUUCUGCAGGGACCAAGACUCCUUGCGCAGCCUAUUAAUGUUCAAGCUGUAAGGCACUACUGUAUGAAAGCCUGUGCCUUGUGCCUUACAUUCAGUAACCACUUGCUCCUGAAUGUGUGUGUUGAUGAGUCAAUGUAUUCUGUAUAAAUGUCCUGUUCACAUCUUCCAGAUCAUGAGGUUAUUGUAGUGACUAUCCAGGAGGCAGCUGGGCUGCAAUACUGUCAGUAGCGCAAAACAACUUGGAGUUGAGGCUGGAGAUUGUUGCACUUCAGAAAAUUCUAGCCCUGGUGAAUUCCAGUGUAGUUAUUGGGGCGUGAAUUAAAAUCACUGCCUAUUCCAUUCAGAAUAUUACAGUCUUUGCUGAAUACGAGAUGCAGAAUGAAAGCUGUUGACAGCUCCUCAGAGGUUUAAAGGCGUGACUCAUUGUAUUAAUACUGAGCCAUAAUGACCAAAGUGUUGAAGGUGACUUGCUUCAGACUUUUACUACAAGUAUCUUAGAAAGCAGAGGUGACAUUAGUCACCCACCCUUUAGCCAUAGGAAUAUUGCACCCCACCAGCAAUUCACUGAACCAAUACUGUCUUCCAGUUCCUGAAAUUUUUGACUGUUACACUUUAUAGUAUUAUCCAACUCCAUGCUUCAAUUUUCUUGGCCGCGAGCUAUUUGAAAGUAUGUAGCUUCAGUAAUUUUGUCUUAUAGUAACUCUCUCGCUAAGGCUUGGUAAAAUGGAUAGGGAGUUUAAUGUUGCCCUAAAUUUGACUAUUAGGCUCUUAGGCUCUGGCCAGGGCUAAUCUGUUGGGUUGGCAUAAUUGGUGCUCAAUUGCUGUUUCUCAGUGGGACACAGAAGAGUGGCACCAGCUGACCAGCCCUGUUCUCUCCUCCAGGAAAGUGAUUUAAGAAUUUGCUAUUUAGUAGUUGUAGGCCUGUGUCUCACACAACACAUUGUACCCUUCCCCCACAGUGCACAGUGCAUUGUGUAGCCCACAUGGAACGGUGCAGAUUUGUUGGACUGACUGGCCUGUUUCUGCGCUGUAACGUUUUGAGAGCAAACAGCUCUCUGGUUUGCUAUUGGCCUAGAGACAAUUUCUGUAGUAAGGGGGGGGGGGGUCUCACUUAGCAUUUUCAAGAGUAGACAUGACUUUGUUUACAGUCUAACUCUUGAUUUCCAGCAAAAUGAAACACAUUUCUGCUAAAGUUGUGUGUAAAUUGGUCCUUUUAAAAUUUUACUAACUUGUAAGAAGCUUGAUUUUAUGAAGUGCAUAAGUGGUGAAUGAAAGAAAGAGAGGGAAGCAACUGUGACUGAAACCAGUGCAAAAAGUUGUUGGGGAACCGCUGCUGUUGCCUUUGAAAAUGACAAGGGGUUAAUAGUUUGUCCAUUUUCCGCAAAAGUCAUUCAUAGUAUCCCAAUCUCAAGAUGGUUGCUAGCCUCAGCAUGUGAUUCUAUUGCCAUGGGAACAAGUGCCAGGUAUCAAUCAUGGGCUCACUGUGUGUGGGUGAACGUUUAAAUCCUGAUGUGUAAUUUUACUCAAUUAUGUGCCAUUUGUUCAAUUUUAGUGCCUGCUUACUGUCAGCAUCCUGAAUGGUGUGAUUGUGAAAUGUAUCUAUUAUUGCUAAUAAAAUCUACUAAAAUGGA
Messenger RNA from Carcharodon carcharias (great white shark), 2165 nucleotides. RefSeq names its product angiotensin II receptor-associated protein. Gene Ontology annotation, cellular component: plasma membrane. The record is from RefSeq and is a predicted model, not a curated record. NCBI's taxonomy places the organism in Eukaryota, Metazoa, Chordata, Chondrichthyes, Lamniformes, Lamnidae. Gene Ontology annotation, biological process: regulation of blood pressure; angiotensin-activated signaling pathway. Bases 63 to 572 code for a protein of 169 amino acids. The transcript is spliced from 5 exons.